This is a messenger RNA of Actinia tenebrosa (Australian red waratah sea anemone), 2254 nucleotides long. RefSeq names its product protein FAM13A. The record is from RefSeq and is a predicted model, not a curated record. Gene Ontology annotation, biological process: signal transduction. NCBI's taxonomy places the organism in Eukaryota, Metazoa, Cnidaria, Anthozoa, Actiniaria, Actiniidae.
GUUGGACAUAUCUCCCAAGGGUGAUCUCUCAGUGAAGCAGAUUUCAAGAAAUAUUCACCAACUCAAGAAAAAGAUCAGAGAAUUUGAAGAAGGUUUUGAAGCAGAAUAUGGACGAAGGCCUAGUCAGACUGAAAAAGCUCCCAUUAAAAAACAUCUUGGUGAUCUUACUYGCUACAGAAAACAACUUAAAGAACUGAAAGAAAAAGCCAAAGAAGAAUCAGAAAGGCUUAAUGAUACCGCACCACCCUUCAAGCAGGAACCCAUCACUAGCACCGUAGAACCACUCCUGACCACAACACCAGCAUCUGUACAGCAGUCUUUAGAUAAUAUUCUAAGAAAACUACAAGACAAGAGAAAAUCUGCUGGCAGGAAUGAGGAUUUACAGUCAUUAACAAUGGAGCAGCUUCAAGAUGAAAAGCUUUCUGUGCAAAAAGCCUUGUUACAGCAUGAGAGUGUCUUCGGCAGACCUACCUCUAAAAAGGAUAAGGAUAUCAUGAGGCCACUGUAUGAUAGAUAUCGUAUGAUUAAAAGAAAACUUAACAUCUCAAGGACUCAAAAUACAAAAGAAGAUCAGUCAAAAUCUGGUGAUGAAAGAAGUGAUCAAGAUACAGUAACAGAACAAGAAGAUUUUGGCAGUGAAGAACAGUUAUUUGCUACACCAACGUUACUCCGAAAAUCCCUGCUAUCCUCCCCAGUAUCAAAGGCGUCUCCCAAGAAAUGGUCUGACAAUAAAAUAGGAGUAGGUGAUGAUCUUGAUGAUGGUGAUGACUUUGGGGGCUCACAAGAUAACCUUGAUGAUAACAAGGAAAGAGACACAAAACUACACCAAAUGUCACAUGAGGAACUCCAAAGGCAAGUCGAACUGGCUAAACGARAGAAAAAGAUGUUGCGGAAAAAACUCAAGAAAUUUGAGGACGACUUUCUUGAAAGAACGGGAAGGAGAGUACAAAAGGAUGAAAGAGGAGAAAUGGAAGAUUAUUAUCGUGAAUACAAACAAAUCAAAGCUCGCCUCCGACUCAUCGAUGUCCUCCUUAAUAAACGUCAAUCUAGUCUAACCAUAUAAGCAAUUACCCUAGUAAACACCAAGGCAGGCUCGCUACAUUCUAAAACACACGAGAUUGUAAGAGUAUAAUAUGUGGAAUCGAGGAUCAUAGAUGUCAAAUAUUAUUUGAUUGAAAAUUGGACUUUUUAAUCAGAAUCUUACUUGAUCCACCCAGAAGAGCUGUCAAUCAAAAUUUGUUGCUAUGACGACGUGGUAUUUUUGUAAAGACCCGUGAUCAAAUUAUUUGGUUUUUCAAGAGAAUAUUAUUGAACGCCUAAGUGUAUGUAUUAUAUGUAUGAAUUAAGUCUGAUUCGAGGACAAAUUACAGAUAAAGAAAAGAAUUAAACCUGUUUUGCGUGUUGUAUCAUAAAAUGCAGUGGCGAUAACAACACGGUGCAAGCUGUCACGUCGAGGCUUGUCACGCGUACCAACUAUUCCUGCAACAAAAAUGUUUGAAAGAAAGCUCGAUCCUCAGCCUUAAAGUUGUAAUUAAUUGGCUGAAAACGACAGGUCGCAAGCAGGAGUAGAUCUAGAUUUUACUUCUGUGACGUUGCGUAAAGCAGUUGCAGAGUUUGACUCGCGCUUUUGUUGUGCGCAACAGUAGCACAAUUAAAUGGCUUUCCUUAAUUCUAAACCAAUCAAAAGCUAAAGAAUUACAAUCCAUCCAAUCACAUCGUUUGAAUGAAAAAUCCACUUGAGAGUCGCAAGACCACUGCGCAUCCUUCAGAAAGCCAGUUUUCGUAUGACUGUGAAAGGGUCACAGACACGGUCACGCCAAGGUCACGGCACGGUCAGACAAAUCAAAUUGGGGGAGAUGAAAAUCGGCCAGUUAAAAUUCUAGAAAACAUCACAGYACGGCACGCUUACGGCACUGAGCUAUUCACAGUCAUGCGAGAACUGCUCUAACGUCAGGCUCUUUGUACCGUGAGACACAUGUUUUUUCCCCCACAUCUAUAACUGUGCCGCGCAUCAGUCUGCCUUAUGAUCAAGAUUUUCAGCAAUGUUGCGCAUAAUAUAUUUAAUUGUAUAAACUACGAGUCUUAGUGACAUCUUUGUCUAAAGAAAUGGGGGGUUUAACGCAUUUGAGUGAAAGGGCUGAAUUUACGUUGAAAAUAUUUGCAAAUGGUUAGAAUACUGUCGCCCUGAUCUGAUGGGCUCCCUAUGAAUGAAAAAAAAUAUUGCAAUAAAAGACAUCAAAUUUUAUAAGGGUAA